AUGUCGGAGAUGGAAUCCAGGCUAGCAAUUGUGAAAACAAUAGCUAGAAUGGAGAAAUCAAUUCAUGGCAACAUAGAGUCUAAGGCAGAAAUGAGAGCUGAAAUGGCAGAACCUAAAAAUGCUAUCAAUGAGAUCCAGUCUAAUCUAGAUAAUCUAAGAGCUAGGAUGGUUUCUACUGUGCAGCAUAUAAUGUAUAUUUUGACAGAUCAAGACAUCCUACGUAAACUGGAGAAAGAAAAGAUUCUUGUCUUCACACCAUCCCGAAGGGUCCAGGGCAGGAGAGUUGUCUGUUAUGAUGACCGGUUCAUAGUCAAAUUGGCUUUCGAUUCCGACGGCAUCAUUGUAUCUAAUGAUAACUACCGAGACCUUCAAGUUGAAAAGCCAGAAUGGAAGAAGUUUAUAGAGGAGCGGUUGCUGAUGUAUUCUUUUGUGAAUGACAAAUUUAUGCCUCCAGAUGAUCCUUUAGGACGCCAUGGCCCAAAUCUUGAAAAUUUCUUGAGAAAGAGACCUGUUGUUCCGGAGCAUAAGAAGCAACCAUGCCCUUAUGGCAAAAAAUGCACCUAUGGCCACAAGUGCAAAUACUACCAUCCAGAGCGGGCCAACCAACCACAGCGUUCGGUGGCUGAUGAGCUCCGCAUCAGUGCCAAACUGUCCACAGUGAAAACCGUGAGUGAAAGCACCCUGGCCAAGUGUGGCACAGGGUUGUCUAGUGCCAAAGGUGAGACAACCUCAGAAGUCAAGCGUGUGGCUCCCAAGCGCCAAUCGGAUCCCAGCAUCCGGUCCAUGGUUGUGGAGUCUGAGGAAUGGCUGUCCAUUGCCCGUAAGCCUGAGGCCAGCUCUGUCCCCUCACUUGUGACUGCCCUAAGUGUCCCCACAAUCCCACCCCCCAAAAGCCAUGCAGUGAGUGCACUCAACACCCGUUCAGCCAGCAGCCCAGUGCCAGGAUCCUCUCAUUUCCCCCACCAGAAGGCCUCACUGGAGCACAUGGCCAGCAUGCAGUACCCUCCGAUCCUGGUUACCAACAGCCAUGGGACCCCUAUUAGCUAUGCUGACCAAUACCCAAAGUUUGAGUCCUUGGGGGACCAUGGCUACUACUCAAUGUUAGGCGACUUCUCCAAACUGAACAUCAACAGCAUGCAUAAUCGAGAGUACUACAUGGCUGAAGCAGACCGAGGGGUAUAUGCCCGGAAUCCCAACCUCUGUCCUGACAACCGUAUGAGCCAUACGAGGAACGACAACUAUUCCUCUUACAACAACCUGUACUUGGCUGUAGCUGAUAGCCAUCCUGAAGGCAGUUUGAAGCUGCAUCGCUCCGCAUCUCAGAACCGUCUUCAGCCUUUUCCUCAUGGUUACCAUGACGCCUUAACGCGAGCGCAGAGCUAUGGCCCAGAAGAUUCUAAGCAAGCCCCCCACAAGCAGUCAGUCCCCCACUUAGUUCUGCAAGCCCAGCACCCAGCAACUGGAGCAUGCUCCAGCUGUCCUGGAGACUACCCUAUGACUCUCAAUAGCCAUCCUGGGGCAACACCUCAGCCAGGACGUGCCCUUGUAAUGACUCGGAUGGACAGCAUUUCUGACUCCCGCCUCUAUGAGAGCAACCCCAUGAGGCAAAGACGACCUCCUCUGUGCCGGGAACAACAUGCCAGCUGGGACCCACUGCCCUGUGCAACUGAUUCCUAUGGCUACCACUCCUAUCCCUUGAGUAACAGCCUCAUGCAACCAUGCUAUGAGCCAGUCAUGGUACGGAGCGUGCCUGAAAAGAUGGAACAGCUUUGGAGGAAUCCUUGGGUUGGAAUGUGCAAUGAUAACAGGGAGCAUAUGAUCCCAGAGCACCAGUAUCAGACUUAUAAGAACCUCUGCAAUAUUUUCCCUUCAAAUAUCGUCCUUGCAGUGAUGGAGAAGAAUCCCCACACAGCAGAUGCCCAACAACUGGCAGCUUUGAUUGUUUCUAAGCUUAGGGCUGCACGUUGA
Molecule: messenger RNA, 1968 nt
Organism: Mirounga angustirostris (Northern elephant seal)
Lineage: Eukaryota; Metazoa; Chordata; Mammalia; Carnivora; Phocidae
Gene: ZC3H12B
Product: zinc finger CCCH-type containing 12B
Exons: 4
Coding region: 1-1968 (655 amino acids)
Cellular component (GO): nucleus; cytoplasmic ribonucleoprotein granule
Molecular function (GO): metal ion binding; mRNA binding; RNA endonuclease activity
Source: RefSeq, a predicted model, not a curated record